Messenger RNA from Anastrepha ludens (Mexican fruit fly), 4468 nucleotides. Its product is annotated as anoctamin-5. Gene Ontology annotation, molecular function: protein dimerization activity; chloride channel activity. Lineage: Eukaryota; Metazoa; Arthropoda; Insecta; Diptera; Tephritidae. The record is from RefSeq and is a predicted model, not a curated record. Gene Ontology annotation, biological process: chloride transmembrane transport. The transcript has 13 exons. Gene Ontology annotation, cellular component: plasma membrane. The coding region runs from base 186 to 4082 and encodes 1298 amino acids.
GUCAAUCGCAACGGUUGUGACUAACUGAAGUGAAUCGGAAUUGUAUGAUGGGGUAGCAGACGUGAUUUAUUUGAAUGGCUGAGUGUAUAAUAUAAAAAAAAUAUAUAAGAAAAGCAAAAUAAAGUGCGGUUCCCAUUUGUACACUGUCGGAAGAAUAUGCAAACAUUUUAGUUUCCUUGGGCAAUAUGUAUGACUCGGGUAGUAGUAGCAAUGAGAGCAACAAUAAAAGCAACAGUAAGAACGCUGCGCACACGAAAUACAAUAGCGAAAGAAAUAAUAGACAAGCACUUCACCAGCCUGAUAUCGAGCAGAGUUCGGGUAGUCAAUCGAGCACUAACAGGCGGCAUUUUCAAAUUUGCGUCGAUAGUGUUGACGAUGAAAGCACCGCGCCAAUAACGGAAUCCAAUUCCCGUGAGGAUCUCAUAGCGAGCAGUGAACGUAUUGCUGAAGCUCCGCGCGACUUCCCACGAUUUUUAUCAGUGCCCGCUUUACGCAACUCUCGCCCAUACUCGGAGAGUUUGGUAAAACGCCAAAUCUCAUCCAGCCCUGCAAAAAGUGAGCGAGCAUUACGCUCGAAUUCAACAGGGGGGGUAAUGCGAGCUAGACGUUUGAGCCAAGACAGUGGAAUUGUUACAGGCCGGCUGUUUGGCGGUUUGGAAAACACGUUCCUCGACACAGUCGCUCCCACCAAGCAUUUCGCCAAAUCAUCUGACAAUUUGUAUAAUUUCCUGAUAAACGAAGCCGCUACCAAUGCAUACAAUCAACAGUGGCAAGAACAACAACAACAAAAUGAUCAUGAGGACCGUCAAACGAAAAAGGAACAAGUACAAGCGAUUAUACCUUACACACCUAAACCGAUUGAACGACAAACUGGAAUGCAGAAAGCAACUUCGUAUACGGAAAAAUGGCUUAAUUCAACAAUGUCACGCGCUUUCGGUCAUCUAAAGUCGAGCUCUAUUGCGAUACCGUUGCCUACUCAUAUCGAAACAGAGUCAGCAGAACCGAGUCCGACGCAAGCGUUUGGCCCGAAGAUCGUAAAUACCGAAGAUAUUCCGGGUACGGCGAUGCGACGUAGUCUGGGCCUGCAUUUGAGUUCACCACUCGUAGAGGACACAAAACGUGGAGGGGAUCACGGCAUAGCGGAUGCAUUAACUGAUGACGAUCAUUGCGAAGCAAUUGAGUCCUCACAUUCAAACGUACUACGGGAUCAGUUCGGUUACAAACAGUUAAUGCUGGUGUCGCGGAAGAGUUCAAAAAGUUCUAUGGUGGAUAGCAGCUUGAACGGCAGCCAUAAUGGUAGCCGAAAAACCAGUAAAAGCCAGAGCGCUAGUGGAGAUGAAAGUGAUUUGCGGCGCACUAGCAAACAAGACAGAGAGGGCCUCGAUCCCGAGUCUCUCAUGUUUCGUGACGGACGCCGUAAAGUUGAUAUGGUGCUUGCGUGGGAAGAAGAGGACUUCGGUGUAAUGACGGAGGCUGAAUCCCUUCGUCGUGACCAUCGACGUUGCUUCAUGGAAAAUUUAAUAAAGGAAGGACUUGAAGUCGAGCUUGAAGACAAGACACAGUCAUUUAAUGAAAAAACGUACUUUUUAAAGAUUCAUCUACCUUGGCGCCUCGAGACUCGACUUGCAGAAGUAAUGAAUCUGAAGCUGCCAAUCAAGAGGUUCAUUACAAUCUCUGUGAAGGCAUCAUGGGAUGAAGAGAAUGUAGUUGCGCGCAAUAUGCAUUACUGGAAAUCUGUCUGGAAUCGACUGACGCGCAAAAUUCAGCUCGAUCAGAGUAUUUUAGAAGGAGAAACAACCUUUAAAGCGGCUACAGCUAACGGCAAUCCCGAGGAACAAUUCAUCGUCAAAGAUCGAGCCACUGCAUUUACGAGCGCCCAACGUUCACUUAUGGUUAUGCAAGUGCUCAUUCGCACUCCCUUCGACGAUAGUGAUCGCGUCGGAAUUCGUCGUUUGCUUAACGAUUCAACAUACUUGGCUUGUUUUCCACUGCAUGAAGGCCGAUAUGAUCGUCCCCAUUCCAGCGGAAUGUCAUUCGAUCGUCGCGUUUUAUACCUCACAUGGGCGCAUCCCUCACAGUGGUACAAAAAGCAACCAUUGUGCCUAGUUCGCAAGUAUUUUGGCGAUAAAAUUGCACUUUACUUUUGCUGGUUAGGUUUCUAUACUGAGAUGCUAGUCUAUCCGGCAGUGGUAGGUACCUUGUGUUUUUUAUACGGGCUUGCUUCAUUGGACUCAGAAGACAAUACGCCAAGCAAAGAGAUUUGUAAUCAAUUCGGUACUGGUAACAUUACUCUUUGCCCACUGUGCGACAAGGCCUGCAGCUAUCAAAAUUUAUACGAGUCAUGCCUCUUUUCGCGCCUAACAUACCUUUUCGACAAUCCAUCAACAGUAUUUUUCGCCAUAUUCAUGUCGUUUUGGGCAACCACCUUUCUGGAGCUAUGGAAACGUAAGCAGUCGGUAAUAGUUUGGGAAUGGGACUUGCAUAACGUUGAGUCUGACGAGGAGAAUCGUCCAGAAUUUGAAACUAAUGCCACAACAUUUCGCAUGAAUCCUGUGACGAGGGAGAAGGAGCCAUAUAUGUCUACGUGGAGCCGUGCCAUUCGAUUUGUCAUCACGGGCAGUGCCGUCUUGUUUAUGAUCUCUGUUGUGUUGUCUGCUGUGUUGGGUACCAUUAUAUACCGGAUUUCCUUGGUUUCGGUCAUUUAUGGUGGUGGCGGAUUCUUCGUAAAGGAGCAUGCGAAACUAUUUACUACUGUAACUGCGGCACUGAUUAAUUUAGUUGUAAUUAUGAUAUUAACGAGGAUUUACCAUCGCAUGGCUAUCAGGUUGACCAAUUUGGAAAAUCCUAGAACGCAUACCGAAUACGAGGAUUCUUACACAUUCAAAAUAUUCUUUUUUGAAUUUAUGAAUUUUUAUUCGUCACUCAUUUACAUCGCAUUCUUUAAAGGCCGUUUUUUCGAUUAUCCUGGCGAUGAUCAAGCCAGACGCAGUGAAUUUUUUCGCCUGAAAAAUGACAUCUGCGAUCCGGCGGGAUGUUUAUCGGAAUUGUGCAUCCAGCUUGCUAUCAUUAUGGUGGGCAAACAAUGCUGGAAUAAUUUCAUGGAGUACUUGUUUCCAAAGUUCUACAAUUGGUGGCGUCGUCGCAAACACAAAGCAGCCACUAAAGAUGUCACACAUUUACAUAUGGCCUGGGAGCAAGAUUAUCAUAUGCAAGAUCCAGGACGCUUGGCUUUAUUCGACGAAUAUUUGGAAAUGGUACUGCAGUAUGGUUUCGUCACACUGUUCGUGGCCGCGUUCCCCUUGGCUCCUUUGUUUGCGCUGCUGAACAAUGUUGCUGAAAUUCGUUUGGAUGCCUAUAAAAUGGUGACGCAGGCACGACGUCCACUGGCAGAGCGCGUUGAGGACAUUGGCGCCUGGUAUGGCAUCUUGCGUAUUAUCACCUAUACGGCAGUUGUGUCCAACGCCUUCGUGAUAGCUUACACGAGUGAUUUUAUUCCUCGCAUGGUCUACAAGUUCGUAUACUCAGACACAAACACACUUGCGGGAUAUAUUGAGCAUUCGUUGUCGACCUUUAACACGUCAGACUAUAAGGAGGAGUGGGGAGCCACCAGCAGCGAAAAAGAUCCUGAUGUAUGCCAAUAUCGUGGCUACCGGAAUGGACCACAUGACCCCGAACCUUAUGGUUUGAGUCCACAUUAUUGGCAUGUUUUUGCUGCACGCUUGGCCUUUGUUGUCGUUUUCGAGCACGUCGUAUUUGUCAUCACAGGCAUUAUGCAAUUUAUAAUUCCCGAUAUUCCCGCCGAAGUGAAAACUCAAAUGCAGCGCGAGCAGCUGCUAGCUAAAGAAGCUAAAUAUCAGCAUGGCAUUAAACGGGCGCAGCAGGGAGAUAAUCAAGAUCUGUUGAGCAUCUUUCGAGAUGCUGGAAGUCGCGGAAGUGGCGCCACUAUGGGCACUAGUGGGUUUAUGGGCCGUGGCAGUUGGGCGCGCCGUUUCAGUCGCCUCAGUGAUGGUUUGGAUGCCCACGUAGAAGUGGCGGCGCGGCCUCGUCGCUCAGUCGAGUCGACAGUGUGGGAAGUUUCUUGACACGAAGAAGAAGAGGAUUCUGUGGAGCCAACAACAAAUGCCAAAAAUGAAGUUACCACCUAAUUUCGUGAACUGUAGGAUCUGUACAAGUGUUCGUGUUCACUUAGCUUUCAAUUUUUGUAUCACGCCCCAGUAGUAGCAUAGAGGUGUAUAUACGUACCCAUAUGGAUAAGUUAGCGCAAGCAGUUUUAUUCGGUAUUUUCAUAUGUAUGCGUGUAUGUACAUAUAUACAUACAUAUGUUUAAGUGUAACUGACAGUGUUUAAAUAUUCCUUAAUGAAGAUCCUUUAUUACUAAUUUAUUUAACUAAAGUUUCAUUUACAGUUUCGCUACAUAAUAAUGCCUUAUUUACAACUAUUAAACAGAAUAAUUUGUCUUAAACAGUUA